Messenger RNA from Onthophagus taurus, 1311 nucleotides. RefSeq names its product RAS oncogene family member Rab40 (gene Rab40). NCBI's taxonomy places the organism in Eukaryota, Metazoa, Arthropoda, Insecta, Coleoptera, Scarabaeidae. Gene Ontology annotation, molecular function: GTPase activity; GTP binding. Gene Ontology annotation, biological process: intracellular signal transduction. The record is from RefSeq and is a predicted model, not a curated record.
UUUGACAAUUCGCAAAACUCCAUAUUGUCAUUAGUGUCCAAUUUUAUCCUAAAUUUUAACGCAAAAAAUUAUCAAAGCCGAUAAAAUCUUUAAAAAGAACCUCGAAUUUACCUUAAAAAAAAGUAACUAGGAACCAAAAAGUCACCAAACCCACCAAAAAAGGCGUUUAAAAUCAAAUUAAAAAAAAAGUGAGGUUAUGUUAUUGUUUAUCCUAAAAAUCCAAAUAUAUUUAUGUUGAUAUAAUCGUAAGAAAAGUGUUUUUGGUUAUUUUCUCAAUCUGGAAACUCAGGAAAUAGUUUAUUAUGGUUAAAAUCGAUGGUGGAUCGAUGUUGCUAUGGCCGAGGAUCAAUCUCGACCCCCGCAAAAACCCUACGAUUAUUUAUUAAAAUUUUUAUUAGUUGGUGAUAGCGAUGUUGGGAAACAAGAAAUCCUUUCCGAAUUAGAUGAUGGUUCAUCUGAGUCACCUUUUUGCAACGGAACUGCUUAUAAAACGACAACGAUUCUAUUAGAUGGAAAACGGGUCAAACUUCAAUUAUGGGAUACAUCCGGUCAAGGUCGUUUUUGCACAAUAAUUCGAUCGUAUUCGCGAGGAGCUCAAGGAGUCCUUUUAGUUUACGAUAUCACAAAUCGUUGGUCAUUCGAUGGAUUAGAUCGAUGGCUUAAAGAAGUUGAAGAACACGCGCCUGGAGUGCCAAAGGUUCUUAUUGGAAAUCGACUUCAUUUGGAAUUUAAUCGUAAAGUUACUGAAAGAGACGCGCGCCAAUACGCCGUUAAGCAUAAAAUGGCGUUUUUCGAAGUUUCUCCUCUAUGUAACUUUAAUAUCAUUGAAAGUUUCACUGAAUUAUCCCGAAUGACUCUACAACGUAAUGGUAUGGAACGGUUAUGGCGCUCAAAUAAAGUGCUGUCGUUACAAGAAUUAUGUUGUCGUUCGAUUGUAACACGAACGACUGUUUAUGGUAUUGAACAAUUACCUUUACCGUCCAGUGUAAAAUCUCAUUUAAAAUCGUACGCGUUAACGACGUAUUCAUCGCAACAAUUAAAGUAUUCGCACAGUCAGCGCAAAUUUGGGGGUAAAAAGCGGUAUUUAAGUACUCCGACGUCGCCGGGAGGUGAAAAUCCAAGCUGUGUACCAAGAAAUUCGUGUGUUUUAUCAUGAUUUAAGAUUUUCUAGUCGGCAACGUCUUGUUUUUUUAUUAAUUUUAUUUGGUCGAAAUUCCCAAAAAGUUUUGUAAAUAAUUAUUUGAUAAGUAUUUUUCAAUAACUUUGUACAUAACCUAACUAUAGCUUAAUAAAUUCAUUAAAAAUACUUAA